UAGAAAUUAGCAAACUUGAUGAGUCGCGCAUUAAAGUUAUGAUUAUGUAAUGGAGAUGGAGCUGGGAUGAAUAUAUUCAAAAUAUCUAAUGAAAAUAAGCAAGGAAACAAUUUAAUUAAAUUUCAGUGAUAAAUAGAAAUAAAGAUGAAAAUGAAAUACAACAAACUAAGAGAUAACGUUUUUUCCUUAACCAUAUUGUUUAUUUUAAAUUUGAAGGAGAUCGCAAGCGAAUAUACUGGAACGUGUAAUCCGUUUCAGUCAAAACUAGAGCACCUGAAUCUUCGUCUUAAGGAGCACAUGAUUCACGAGACAUCAACUGACCUCCAUAAUUGUGCAAGAUUUUGUUUGUACCUGACGGCUUGUAAAUCUUUUGAUUAUGACAGACAGACGAACGCUUGCAAACUGAAUGAUGCUGACAGUACGGAUGUACAAACGACAGAGUUUGAGAUGAAGGAACUCUCAAUCUAUUCCGAUAUCAACGAGUGGCCACAGGGAAUUGCAGGUCCCUGUGGAUCACGUCCUUGUAGUCCGAAUCAGCGAUGUCUACCAUCAUACCCACCACGAUGUAUAAACAUCGGAUGUGGUGCCGUUGAAUCAAUUGAUAAUGGAAUUAUUGAACUAGCAAUUACCGGAAAGGAUAUGUUUUUGGACGAAGCCUAUGUGGAUUGCAAUAUUGGAUAUAUUGUCGAGAACCCAGUUGCGAAAUGUUUAAUUGUGGACAUCUUGUCAAAGGCUGAGUGUUUUUAUACAGAUAUCUCUACUGUCCAAUGUCAUGUUGAAGGUAAAUGGGAAGAAAAGACGUGCGACCCAAAAGAUUGUGGUCAACCUACGACAGAAAAUGGAAUUGCUACAUUGCUGGACUCGUCUAACACAACAUAUAUGGCACUAGCUACUGUCAAGUGUAACGAAGGAUAUGAAACGAAUAUAUCACGUGUCAAGUGUCAGUCUGAUGGUACCUGGUCAGCAGGAAAUUGUUCAAAAAUUAGUUGCGGUUCAUUACCAGGUAUUGCAAAUGGUGUCGCGACCCUUUCUCUACCAGGAUCAACUCUAUAUCUAGAUACAGCUACACUUGAGUGUAAUUACGGGUUUACCGCUACUCCAGCCACGUUUAAAUGUUUGUCGUCAAAGUCAUGGGAAUACUCGCAUUGUGCAUGUAUGCCACCAAACAGUUACGCCGGGAGUCUCGGUAGCACCACAAGCGGUAAAACAUGUCAGAGAUGGGAUUCCCAAUUUCCUCACAGUCAUAAAAAAACUAGUGCCGCACUUUACCCGGAUACAUCUGUAUCAGCUGCGAAUAAUUAUUGUAGAGCUGUUGGAGAAACCUACCUUUGGUGUUACACUACCGACAUAUUUAAACGAUGGGACUAUUGUAAUAAGCCGACGUAUGUUUGUUAAACAUUUGAUCCAUAAAACACUUUAGGCUUAGAUUUGUCCAUUGAUUCGGGCUGACUUGUCGGUUCCUAUAAUGCAAUGAGACUGUCUGUUGUGACAAAUAAAUGUGUCGGUAUACAACUCAUUUUCAUGUUAUUGCAACAAUGUUUUUUUGUGAAAUUAAUCUUUGAAUAAAAAAUUUCGUUAUAAAAUUAAUUUAAGAGACCGACAAUAGGUCAAUUUUCAUGAAAAUUCUCGUAGAUUUGUUACACAAAUGUACAAACCAUCUAAUUUGGAAUUUCUUAAAAUUUUAUAUAAUAUAUAAGAUUACACAGCCACACGAAGGCGACGACAUAAGAUCUUGUUUUUUUCUUCUUCAUUGUAAAGUAUAGAUCUGCCAUACUGCACUUUGUCUCUCCGUUAAGGGUUUCCUCAUGAAACGACAAGAAUCACUUCAGGACGCUCUAAUCCUGUGUUCCGAUAAUUCCAAUAUUUUGCCUUUCGCCGCUGCUUAAGUGGUGCUCAUCAAAAAUGAAAUUUUUGCAUUUACGCCUAAUGUUUAUAUAAUCGGACUUGUGUAAAUAUAUUUUUUUAACAUAUUGUAACAUUUUAUAUUGUCAUAUUGAUGCUUUAUAAAGUAGAUAGAUAUAUGAUGUACAUUACAUGGAAUCUUUUUUUAUUUAUUUUUGUGUACAAAUCCUUUUUAAAUAUGCGUGGGUUUUCAAAGUUCUUUUGUAUUUUGAAUAAUGAAUGAAAACUUUGUCUUUCGUCAGCAGAAUACUUAGUCAAAGAAUAUGACUCAUAUCAUUGAGUAUUUUAGACAAACUCAUACAACACAAUUGUCACGGUAAUGCUAGCGGGGAACGGCAGGGAACGGCAUUUAGACCGUCUACUAUCCUAGAAAACGUUGCAAUUAUGAAAAGAGCAUUUUGAAUAACUUAUUCUAUAUACUAUAUAUUAUAUCAUAUUAAAUGAAAGAAAGUACAGAAAAUAAAAACAACUAGGAACAUUGCACAUCUUAAAGACCACGUCGAACAAACAACCUUUAGUAAGUUGUAUUUAUACAUUUAAAGUUCUACUUGAAAAAUGAUGUAUUAUUUUACUACAUGUAUAUAUACGCUUGCUUGUACACUUAUAUUAACUGAUAUCGGAAUCCUUUAUUUCAAAUUAGAUAUGUUCUUACGAUUUCUGAAAUUAUAUCUGAACAAACGACUUCACAUUAUUGCACUUACUUAACAAUGGUCAGGAACUUGGCCAGCAAGAUAGAUUUGUCGCUUCCAUUUUUCUUGCAUCUAUGAAAUACCACAGAGCCAUACAGUUUAACAUUUAACUGAUUAGACACUGCUAAUGUACAUAACAUAACUCUGGAGUUAUUUGUUCUUCCUUUCUGAGCGAAUAGAUACACAAUUUAAGCAAGUUGGUUACCAACGAGAAUCAGUACAAGGGUAAGUGUGUCGACUAAACAUGUACUUAGGUUAUUGUUUGACCACAGUGUGUCGACUAAACAUGUGUUUAGGUUAUUGUUUGGCCGCAGUGUGUUGACUAAACAUGUACUAGGGUUAUUGUUUGACCACAGUGUGUCGACUGAACAUGUACUUAGGUUAUUGUUUGGCCACAGUGUGUUGACUUAACAUGUACUUAGGCUAUUGUUUGACCGCAGUGUGUUUACUUAACAUGAGCUUAGGUAAUUGUUUGACCGCAGUGUGUCAACUAAACAUGUACUUAGGUUAUAGUUUGACCGCAGUGUGUCGACUACACAUGAACUAAGGUUAUUGUUUGACCACAAUGUGUUGACUAAACAUGUACUAAGGUUAUUGUUUGACUGCAGUGUGUCGUCUAAACAUGAACUAAGGUUAUUGUUUGAUCACAGUGUGUCGACUAAACAUGUACUUAGGCUAUUGUUUGACCACAAUGUGUCGACUAAACAUGUACGUAGGUUAUUGUUUGACUGCAGUGUGUCGUCUUAACAUGAACUAAGGUUAUUGUUUGAUAGCAGUGUGUUGACUUUAACAUGUACUUAGGCAAUUGUUUGAUCGCAGUGUGUUGACUAAACAUGAACUAAGGUUAUUGUUUGACCGCAGUGUGUUGACUAAAUAUGUACUUAGGCUAUUGUUUGACCGCAUAGACAUCUUUUAUAAUUGUAAUUCUAUUGAACAGUUGCAAACUGCUAUUUAGACAUGUCAGAAUACUUUAACUUACUUUGGAUUCAAAAUAGAAUUGAAAUUGAAGAAGGAUUCGACACUAAUUUAAAUCAAUCAUUUACUAUACAAACCAUAUAAUAAUAAGCUCCUCUCAUCAAAUUUAAAAGUAAUAAAACUAAUAAUCACGUUUUCAUUAGACAAUGUAAUAUAACAUUACGGCUUUUUAGAUAACAAACAAUCUGGGCAAUAUUCACAAUAGUCUCAUGUUUUGUUUACUUCUCAUUUUUUGGAUUUUUGGUAUUGAAGCUUCAUCAAAAUCUAUGGCAGGUUUUGCGUUUAUCGUUAACAGCCCAAAUGAUUAGUCAUCAUUUUUAUGUUAGUGAUUUAGCAAAUAAAAUUUACAUGUUGUUUUUGUUGGAAUAUAUUUGUUUGUAAUUUUAUUAUUCAGUGGUUUAAUUAUUCAGUGGGAUCUAUUUAAAAAAUAGUUUAGCAAAACAAGAAAAAAAAUAAAACAAAUGGCGCCGACGCACGUUCUAUAAAAGAAAGUGGAAGUAUUUUGAAUUGUCGCGUUAUGCAAAAAAACAUUAUAUGACUAGCUACUUUUUUCAAAACAGAUAUACAAAAUUGUUCUCAAUUCAUAUCAUUUAUAUGUUAAAUUUAAUAAAUACAUUACUGAAUUGUUAACUUCAAUUGUUAUUAAUUUUCCUUACAUGUGUAGUUAUGUUUACAUUUGCGAUUUUUAUUACAAAAGCAGUCCAUUUUAUCAGAGCACAGCAUUUCUUUAGUAUACAUUUGUAUUUUUGUUAGUAGUUUUUGUUCUUGAACCAGAAAUUCAUCUUUAUCCCCAAAAAUAUCUUAUUGAAAGGAACUUUUUUGAAUGUCCUUGUAUUUAUAUUAUUUUGAUAACGAGGUCGCAAAUUGAGAAAAAAAUAUAUAUAAUUGAAAAGAACGUUUUUAAAUGUGCUUUUAUUUACAUGUAUAUAAUUUUGACAAUGAGGUCGCAAAUGGAAAAAAAAUCCUUAAUGAAGAUGGCAAUCAAAUUCUCAAAAUUAGCACACACACAAAAAAUUAGCAAUUAGCUUUUUUCUCAUAUCAUCUCUCUCCAAGAAAACUGUUAAAAUAAAUUGUAAACCAUUUUUCAGAAUAUGCAUAAGUCCUGUGUCCGUCAUUUGGCGACCCCCCUGUUGUAAAAAUACUCUGCACCUACACCUGAGAAGUAAACAAACGUGUACACUGUACUAUAAUAAGUUUGUAAAUACUAUUUUGUACACACAACACAAGUAAUUUCUCUACCAUUGAUAUAUGGUGGGCACUCUAGGCUUUUGCCACAUGAGGCUUCAACAAAGUACAAGAUACUCUCGUCAUCAUUAUUAUGCCCUCCAACAACAGUCUCCGGUCUGUUAUCCAAACAAAUGAACUCUGAUUCGUGUUUAAAACCAUCGUUUGAACUGACAAGGUAUCCGCUGUAUUCUUUGGUCCAUCCAUUGUAACAGUCUAUCCUCCCAGGUAUCAUCAAGCUUGAACCCCGUUGACUAUGACAAACGGCACAGGUGGCAUCAUCAUUAAAUACAUUAUGACCGAAGAAUUUAGUAGCACCAUCGUAAUGAUGGGGAAAAAUUGAUACUCAACUCCUUUUAAUCUUGUAUCACUUGUAAUCGAUUCGUCGUAGUAGCUCCACUGGGGAUCAGGUGCUAAACACAAAAAGUUAGACCCUCCGCCUGUGUUAUCAUAACUCGAGCUUGCAAUG
Ruditapes philippinarum (Manila clam) is the source of this 5259-nucleotide messenger RNA. Its product is annotated as CUB and sushi domain-containing protein 1-like. Lineage: Eukaryota; Metazoa; Mollusca; Bivalvia; Venerida; Veneridae. The transcript has 7 exons. Bases 145 to 1395 code for a protein of 416 amino acids. Gene Ontology annotation, molecular function: endopeptidase activity; signaling receptor binding. The record is from RefSeq and is a predicted model, not a curated record.